AGGAAGCUCCCGGGAGUCCCACCAGCCUUAUCUUAGUCACCCAAUAUCAAUUUGCGCCGCUUUAUCCCACGCAAAAACCCAUUGUGAAACUUUUCAGUAUUCCGCACUCCCUCUUCCUCCCUUUCGACGAACAUCACCUUUUUGCGAACCAACGCCCUAUAUUCCCUCCCUCGGCGUUGUCCGCCGUCUCCCACAUACCCCGCUCCUUAAUUGAGCCAUGGCGUCCACGUCAAGAGCUCUGAGCAAGCUCGCGGUCCCCCCCACGGGGGCCAUCUUGCUGCAACAGUCGCGGGCUGCCCCUCGACUUUUACUCCAGACAUCGGGCCGGACUGUUGGGGCGAGGCCCGUCUUUGGUAGCACGCAAGGUCCCGUCUCCCGGCAGUUCCGCCGUGGCGUUUCCAGCGAUGCCGCCCCCGCCCCCCGGCCCAAGAAGUCACGGUUCCGGGUGUUGAGAUGGACUUGGCGACUCGGAUAUCUCUCGGCGAUCGCCGGCAUCGGCUACAUUGGCUACGGCGUGUACGAGGAUAGGCAUCCGGAGCCCCAAGUCGUGCCUGACCCGUCCAAGAAGACGCUCGUCAUCCUUGGUACCGGAUGGGGCUCCGUCUCGCUGCUCAAGCGUCUCGACACCGAAAACUACAACGUCGUCGUUAUCUCGCCGCGCAACUACUUCCUCUUCACGCCCCUCCUCCCGUCAUGCACAACCGGUACUAUCGAGCACCGCUCCAUCAUGGAGCCGAUAAGGACCAUCCUCCGCCAGAAGAAGGCGAGCGUCCGGUUCUACGAGGCCGAAGCCAGCUCUAUUGAUCCCGACCGCAAGGUGGUGCGCAUCUUUGACAACUCGGAGAUCAGGGGUGACAUCACCGAGACCGAGGUACCAUACGACAUGCUGGUGAUCGGCGUGGGCGCCGAGAACGCGACGUUCGGCAUCCCCGGCGUGCGCGACCACUCGUGCUUCCUAAAGGAGAUCGGCGACGCCCAGAGGAUCCGCAAGAGGAUUAUGGACUGUGUCGAGACGGCGGCCUUCAAGGAUCAGUCGCCCGAGGAGAUCAACCGUCUCCUGCACAUGGUCGUGGUCGGCGGCGGCCCGACCGGCGUCGAGUUUGCCGGCGAACUGCAGGACUUCUUCGAGGAGGACAUCAAGAAGCUGGUCCCGGAGAUCAGCGACCGCUUCCGCGUGACGCUGAUUGAAGCCCUCCCCAACGUCCUGCCCAUGUUCUCCAAGCAGCUGAUCGACUACACGGAGAGCACCUUCAAAGAGGAGAAGAUCGACAUCCACACCAAGACCAUGGUCAAGAAGGUGACGGACAAGACGGUCGAGGCCGAGGUGACGCGCCCCGACGGCAAGAAGGAGACCAUCGUCUUCCCCUACGGCCUGCUCGUGUGGGCAACGGGUAACGCCGUGCGCCCCGUGAUCAAGGACCUGAUUGCGCGCAUCCCGGCGCAGGCGAACUCGCGCCGCGGCCUCGCCGUGAACGAGUACCUCGUCGUUCAGGGCACGCGCGACAUCUGGGCGGUGGGCGACUGCGCCGUGGCCGGGUACGCCCCCACGGCGCAGGUGGCCGGCCAGGAGGGCACCUUCCUAGCGCGCCUGUUCAACAACAUGGCCAAGACGGAGGCGCUCGAGGGCAAGAUCAGCGAGCUCAGCUCGUCGCUGAACCUGCAGCCGGGCAACUCGGCCGCCGUCUCGCGCGAGAUCGAGGGCUACGAGCGCCAGCUGCGCCGCAUCAAGGACGCCAAGCCCUUCCACUACAGCCACCAGGGCAGCCUGGCCUACAUCGGCAGUGAUAAGGCCGUCGCCGACGUGACGUGGUUCAACGGCAACGUCGCCGCCGCCGGCAGCCUGACCUACCUCUUCUGGCGCAGUGCCUACAUCAGCAUGUGCUUCAGCACCCGCAACCGCCUGCUGGUCAUCAACGACUGGUUUAAGUCCAAGGUGUUUGGCCGCGAUCUCUCGCGCGAGUAAAGAGGGCGGCGAGUGGGUCUUCGGGGCUUCCUUUUCCUGUUUAUGAGGGUCAUUCUAUAUGGAUGCAGCGGGCGAGCCGGCCUGUCUUCCCUUUUUUCCGAUUUCCUUUGUCACCUGCGGCGGAUGUUAAUGGAGUCUUGGGCUUGAAAAUAAUUAGACCACGGGCUAGACUGGGUUCGGCAGGAUAGACGAGGGCAAUGAUUGACGGCGGGUCUGUUUUGGUGCUGGUUUCAUCCUCUCUGUUGUAUCGGUCUUGACAUUAUUAGUGUUGUAUCAGUUAGCUUGCCCUGGUGGCUUGCCCCGGGGCACCAUGGCCUUGUACUGUAAACCAAUAUUAGUUAGACGGGUAUUCAGGUUCAUUUUGAUGC
Molecule: messenger RNA, 2331 nt
Organism: Chaetomium fimeti
Lineage: Eukaryota; Fungi; Ascomycota; Sordariomycetes; Sordariales; Chaetomiaceae
Exons: 2
Coding region: 218-1963 (581 amino acids)
Molecular function (GO): NADH dehydrogenase activity
Source: RefSeq, a predicted model, not a curated record